Messenger RNA from Gossypium arboreum, 904 nucleotides. RefSeq names its product NDR1/HIN1-like protein 6. The coding region runs from base 164 to 886 and encodes 240 amino acids. NCBI's taxonomy places the organism in Eukaryota, Viridiplantae, Streptophyta, Magnoliopsida, Malvales, Malvaceae. The record is from RefSeq and is a predicted model, not a curated record. The transcript has a single exon. Gene Ontology annotation, cellular component: plasma membrane.
GCAACCAUAUUCUCCUUUAUCUUCUUCUCCCCAUAUUUCAUCGUCGACACUAGAAGAGGAAGAUUGGGACCUGUCUCAUAUUCUUCUUCUCAUUUGUACUUCAAAGGCAGAACAAAGACAAAUUGGUAGGUUGGCUUAUCGUUGAGAUAGUCAACCGCACAGCAUGGGCACCCCAUAUCAACCAUAUUAUGCCCAUGUUCCUGAUCAAGCGCAUUACUAUGGGCAACCCCAGCCUUAUUACUACCCUCCUCCUCACCCUGGCCAAAAACCUGUCCCCCGCUACCAUAAAGAGCAGCGUGGUUCAGGAACCAAAUGGUGCCUACGUUGUGUAUGUUGUUGUUGUUGCUGUUUUUUAUUAUUUAUUCUGUGUUUAGUUGGGGCAAUGGCCUUCUUUAUUUUAUAUUAUAAUCCCCAAAAGCCUAACUACGAUGUUAAGGAAUUUGCGGUGAAGAGUUUCAAUCUCAAUGACAAUACCCUGGAAACGGACUUUAAGGUUUCGGUGGAGGCAGACAACCCCAAUGAUAAAAUUAGCAUCCUAUAUGAAAAGGGAAGCAUGUUUGAUGUUUCAUAUCAAGGGACAAGGAUUUGUUCAGGGUCAGGGCCAGAAUUUCAGCAACCCACCAAGAAUGUUACCAUGCUCAACAUAUCGUUGGAAGGGAAGAAUGAUUUGAACUCGAAUGUGAAGGACUCUUUCAUUGAGGACCAGAAGAACGGGAAAAUUCCUUUAGACAUACACAUAUAUGUGCCCAUAAAAUUUGUGCUUGAGAAUUCCAAGUCGAAGAUCAUUGAUGUUAUGAUGAAGUGCUAUAUAGAAGUUGACAGUUUGAAGCAAGACAAAAAAUCUAAGAUUUUGAACAAGAUAUGUUAUUUUAAGGUUAACUUUUAAACCAAAUAUACAUGUCCU